CAAGAGCAAGUAAAAGUACGCCUCAUCAACAGCUGGAAUGAUGUCACAUGGGAAAAAAUUAAUAUUGUCGUUUGCAAUUUCUUAUAUGACCGUCGAAGCGAACACUACAGAACGUGGAAAGAGCUGGAGCGGAUAGCAGGAAUUCGAAGAGAACACUUAUUCUAUGGAAUAUGCUUCGUUGUUUUCCUUGCUAUUCUUCGUCAAAAUCCGCUCGUUGUCAUACAUUCAGUAGUGGUGUUGGGAUUCCCUGCAGUAUGUACCAUUGUGGUUCUUGAUGAUGGACACCUGGAAGGCGCUAGAUUCUGGAUGGAAUACUGGAUUGUCUAUGCGUUGAUAACAUCACUUGGCAGAGCUUUCAAGAGGUACUUUCAAGCUCAGUUGACUCCAUUCCUUCCUAUGACGUUGACAUUUCACGUCGUU
Ostertagia ostertagi is the source of this 420-nucleotide messenger RNA. NCBI's taxonomy places the organism in Eukaryota, Metazoa, Nematoda, Chromadorea, Rhabditida, Trichostrongylidae. The record is from the annotation of a GenBank genome assembly.